AUGAAAUUUAUUUUUUUAAUCUUAUUUUUAUUUAAUAUUUUUUUAAUUGUGUCAUCACAAUAUGAUGUAUUUAAAAUACAAGCAAAGAAUUGUGAAAAUGGUGUAUUAAACUUGGAUGAAUGUGGCAUAUUUUGUAAUAAAAAUGCAAAGAUAUCAAAAAUGUACAAUUCAUAUUUUCAAAUUUCAUUCUUUACAGAUUAUGAUUGCAAAAAUCAAGGUUACUAUGAAAACACAAAUUAUCCAUUUAUUGUUAAUUUUAAUUGCUAUGAUGGAUAUAAUAAUCAAGUAAUAGAUGGGGAAAUAACUUGUUCAACAUUAAUUUCAAAAUAUUAUUCUUUCAAAUUUGUAAAAGGUCCUUGUGUCGAUGAUAAAAUAGUUACAAUAGGUAAAUGUUCAUCAGUAUGUGGUACAAAUAUUAAAAUCAAUUAUGAUCCUUUUCAAAAUUACACUAUUACAACCUACCCAUCAAAAGAUUGUACUGGAAUUGGAAGUACUGAAUCCUAUGGUUCCAUUGAUUGUAAAGAUGCUUUAUAUUCAAAAACUAAAAAUGAUCAAUAUUUAUCCUGCUUCAAUUCAAUACCAAAUCCAGAACCAAAUGAAUCAAAUGAACCAAAUUCAUCAAAUGAACCAAAUUCUUCAAAUGAACCAAAGGAAUCAAAUGAACCAAAUUCAUCAAAAUCGUCAAAAUUAAUUUUAAAUAUUUUCUUAAUAGCAUUUUUAUUAAUAAAUAUAUUAUUUUAA
Molecule: messenger RNA, 741 nt
Organism: Dictyostelium discoideum AX4
Lineage: Eukaryota; Evosea; Eumycetozoa; Dictyosteliales; Dictyosteliaceae
Exons: 1
Coding region: 1-741 (246 amino acids)
Source: RefSeq, a predicted model, not a curated record